Colletotrichum gloeosporioides is the source of this 1491-nucleotide messenger RNA. Its product is annotated as FAD-linked oxidoreductase azaL. NCBI's taxonomy places the organism in Eukaryota, Fungi, Ascomycota, Sordariomycetes, Glomerellales, Glomerellaceae. Bases 1 to 1491 code for a protein of 496 amino acids. Gene Ontology annotation, molecular function: oxidoreductase activity; FAD binding. The record is from RefSeq and is a predicted model, not a curated record. The transcript has 4 exons.
AUGUACGGACUUAUUGAAGUCUUUCUGACCUUCAACGUUCUUGCGGGAUCGGCGUUGGGGUCUCCGAAGAGCACUCGUACAGUUGAGCCAUGGCCGGAGGAGAUUUCGCACCUCGCAUUCAACGAAUCUUGGCCUCAGUUUGUCGAAAAGACCACCCGGUGGUCUACCUUCGAGGCCCCAACCUUCAACGAAGUCUUUCUCCCAGAGACGGUUGAGCAACUCUCAAAAGGCCUUGAAUAUCUAUCAAGCACCAAAAAGGCCUGGCUCGCUAAGUCCGGUGGACAUGGAUACUCCCCAACUCUCGGCGUCAUUCAGGAGGCUGUCAUGAUUAACAUGGAGAAUUUCGACAACGUUAUCAUGAAUCAAGACGAUACAGUCACCGUGGGUUCUGGCACGAAAUUCCGGGACCUGGUCAGCACUGUUGGUACUGCUGGAAGGGAACUCACUGUGGGGGCCUGCCCUUGCGUUGGCGUCAUGGGUGCUACGCUAGGCGGUGGACUGGGUCGACUUCAAGGCCUCUACGGCUUGACAAGUGAUGCCCUACAAUCCGCCCACGUAGUUCUCUGGAACGGAACAGUUGUCGAGGCUUCAGAGAACUCCAACUCUGAUCUGUUUUGGGGUCUGAGAGGAGCUGGCCACAACUUUGGCAUUGUUGUGGAUGCGACAUUUGCCACUUGGCCGGCUGCCAACGACGGCUUGCAGUACAAUGUCGACAUGAUCAUUGCCAGAGAUCACCUAGAGGAUAUGUUGAAAGUUACGAACAAUUUGCUGAAUGAGGAUUUGGAUCCUGCCUUGGCCAUAAUGAUUGCCUAUGGUUCUGACCCUCAAUCACUCAACCCCGUGAUCUUCGUGAACAUCGUUUACGCUGGUCCGAAAGAUGCUGCCCAGGCCAUAGUUGAUCUUUACUCAAACUUCAGUGUCAGCACCAACGAGCAAAUGGUUCCAUGGACAAACCUGACGUCGGUUGCCCUAGCUGGCAUCAUCGAGGAAGGAUGCGCAACUGGCAGUCGGGCAAAUCAAUAUAGCAUACUAACCAAGACGUUACACCAAGAAACAUUCGUCGACAUAUAUAACUCAUAUACGACAUUUGUAAAGGAAAACCCAGCGGCGAACAACAGCGUUGUAUUCAUCGAAACAUUCGGUCAACAAGGCGUCGACGCACUCGAUGACAACUACUCGGCGUUUCCUCAUCGGAAGUCAUUUGCUAACGCAGUUGUUUUCUCCAUGAGAUACUUCGAUGACCGGGUCGCGGAAGCUGCGAAGGCUUGGGGUUUGCGAUGGCGCAAUCAGGUUGCCGAGCCGGAGAUUUCGGGUUAUGAGGAGAUGCAUAUUUACCAGAACUAUGCCCACGGAGAUGAACCAAAGUCGGCUGUUUAUGGGUACGCGGAGUGGCGACACGAACGUCUCAGCGCCCUUAAGACGUCCUACGAUCCGCACAGCCAUUUCAACGGCUACCACAAUGUGCCGUCGAAACUCGCAGAUUGGAGUUGA